This is a messenger RNA of Aspergillus heteromorphus CBS 117.55, 1498 nucleotides long. RefSeq names its product cystathionine gamma-synthase. Bases 278 to 1477 code for a protein of 399 amino acids. Gene Ontology annotation, cellular component: cytoplasm. Gene Ontology annotation, biological process: transsulfuration. NCBI's taxonomy places the organism in Eukaryota, Fungi, Ascomycota, Eurotiomycetes, Eurotiales, Aspergillaceae. The record is from RefSeq and is a predicted model, not a curated record. Gene Ontology annotation, molecular function: pyridoxal phosphate binding; carbon-sulfur lyase activity. The transcript is spliced from 2 exons.
AUCGGACUAAGUUCCAAGCCUCCGUGCCAGGAUCCGUCCGUGAGCCGUCGAGGAUGAGCUCACUCCGCCGGUAAACCGCAUCAGCAAGUCGAUAAAGAGGCACCGAGUCUUCCUUUGGCCCCAUCCUUCUGUCCUCGCCCAUCUCAUCCGAACAUCACGCAAUCCUCGGUCCGCGUCACGUGCCACGAGCUGCCGUCCUUCCUUCCUUUCCCCACUCGGCUGUCUCCAGCCUCCGACCUUCCCGCAACUCCCCUCCUGUCCAUUGCCCAUUACCGCCAUGGCACCCGCCAAUCGAGAGAUGGGCACCUCCACGCGUGCUUUGCAUGCCGACGACGCAUUGAAUCUCGUGGCGGAUGUGGCUCCUCCGCUUCACGUGGCCACGACUUUCCGGUAUUCCGACAACCCCGAUGAUCUGGUGCCUCUGGCCGAUAUUACCAACAGUGACCCAAACAAGACGAAACACAUCUACUCUCGAGUGACGGCUCCCAAUUUCACCCGGUUCGAGGCCAUCCUCUCGUCUCUCCUUAACGGCCAAGCUCUCACCUACUCCUCGGGGUUAUCGGCCUUGCAUGCGGCGCUUGUCCUGCUCAACCCCCGUCGGAUUGCGAUCGGGAAUGGUUAUCACGGGUGCCAUGGUGUGAUUUCGCUGUUCGGCCGCCUGACCGGACUGCAGAAGUUGGAUCUGGAUUGCCCUGCGGAACAGCUGGAGGCCGGGGAUGUCAUCCAUCUGGAAACCCCGGUGAACCCCGAGGGGAUAGCCUUCAACAUCGAGGCGUACGCCAAGAAAGCGCAUUCGCGGGGAGCGUAUCUCAUCGUCGACGGCACGUUUGCCCCACCGACCCUUCAAGACCCCUUCCAAUGGGGUGCCGAUCUGGUGAUGCAUUCCGGGACCAAGUACUUCGGGGGACACAGCGACCUGCUUUGUGGUGUUCUUGCCACGCAGCGCGAGGAUUGGGCGAAGAAGCUGUGGGAGGACCGUAUCUACCUGGGGAGCGUGAUGGGCAACAUGGAAAGCUGGCUGGGCGUGCGCAGCUUGCGGACUCUGGAAGUGCGGGUGGAACGGCAGAGCCAGAACGCGACCAGUCUUGUCUCGUGGCUGCAUGGGGCCCUCACUGCGCAGAGACCCGCCCCGGACAGCGACGAGGCGGUCACGCAGCGUGCGCUCGAGGGCGUUUUCCACGCGAGCUUGCAGAAGGAGGACGAGUCGUGGCUGUUGAAGCAGAUGCCGCGUGGGUUCGGGCCGGUCUUCUCGAUCACGAUGAAGACGGAAGACUUCGCGCGAAAGCUGCCGAGCAAGCUGGCGUUCUUCCAGCAUGCAACCAGCCUGGGAGGAGUUGAGACGUUGAUCGAGUGGCGGACGAUGUCGGACGCGACGGUGGAUCGGCAGUUGCUGCGCAUCAGUGUUGGGUUGGAGAACUGGGAGGAUCUCCGGAAGGAUCUGCUGAUUGCAUUCAGGGAAUUAGUCGAGGGUAAAUAAAUAAAUAUGCAUGAUAAUUAC